Molecule: messenger RNA, 366 nt
Organism: Blastocystis hominis
Lineage: Eukaryota; Bigyra; Opalinata; Blastocystidae
Exons: 5
Coding region: 1-366 (121 amino acids)
Biological process (GO): proton transmembrane transport
Cellular component (GO): membrane; proton-transporting V-type ATPase, V1 domain
Molecular function (GO): proton-transporting ATPase activity, rotational mechanism
Source: RefSeq, a predicted model, not a curated record
AUGCCAGUCGAAUCAAAUAACGAAAAGCUGAUUGCUGUGAUCGGAGAUGAGGAUACUGUAACUGGAUUAUUGCUUGCUGGAAUUGGUGAUAAGAGUGAAAAGAACGGCACCAAUUACAUGAUCGUGGAUAAGGACACGAAAGUAAAAGACAUUGAAGCAGAGUUUAAGAGACUCUCGAAGCGCAGUGAUAUAGGUAUUAUCAUUAUCAACCAAAGCAUCGCAGAUAUGAUUCGUCACAUCUUGAAUAAUUACACUUCCACAAUUCCGACUGUGAUUGAGAUUCCUAGCAAGGAUAAGCCAUACGACGCUACUCGUGACACGGUGAUUCGCAAGGUGGCCAAGAUGCUUGGAACGGAAGAAGCUUGA